ACAGUCGUUUCACAAAUGAAUCACAUGUUUAUAUUGUGCAAUGAACGGGUGCCAUUUUCCGAAGCUGAAAACAAACAAUCUAAUUGUCUUUUGAAGAACAAGUACCGUUCGGACCUUUAUCCAAAAGAUAAAUAUGUAACUUCGAGAGCGUAUUUGCUACUUGUUCGAUCCGAACCAGUCCGGAAACAAACGACUGGCCACUUCGUCAGUCACGGUCAGUCAUAUGACGGAACAUAAUGGAAUGGACGGCACUAAUUUUUAUGGCCGCUGGUUAUUGACCGUUGGUGGACCGAACCAAUGUUUUACAAUAUAGAUGGGGUUAGAACGAGCUCCUUAUUUCACCGAAGUACAUUUUUAAGAUAAGGAAAUCAGCUGUGGGUGGUACUAUUAAAGAGAUCGAUCUUUUGUAUGUCAAAGAGUGUAUAUCUCAACUCUUAUUGAUAGUGCAAUUUGGUUUCCUGAAGGGUCAGUGUCAGCGCAGCAGCGUAGAGGGAAAGCCGUAUCGGCUUGGUGUGUUAAAGAGAUUGUUAGAAAUCUAAUCUCUCAUCGCGCACAGAUAACAAAGAAAUGUCUUUCGCAGAGAAAUUGACAGCAAUAAUGCAACGGCCCGGGCAAGAUCCCGUGGCUAAAGAUGAUGUACCUUGGUGGAUGAAAUAUGCUGGGAGAGGGUUAGGCUGUGUAGGUGGUUUUGUUGCAAUAGCUUUGGGUGUUAUGAAUUGUGCAAGUAUUGUUUUAGGACAAGUAGACUGUCUAAUUGGUGGAUUAUGGCAAAUGGUUGCAGGUUUUCUAGUUAUUCUUGUGGAAGCACCUUGUUGUUGCUUUUUCAUCGAUUUUGUUCAGAAUAUGGCAGAAUUUGCUGAUAGACGCCCUUACUGGAAUAGAGGAGCCCUUUAUGUUAUAAUUGCUCUUCCAGCGAUUUUCUUGUGUCCUUCACUCUCCAGUAUAUUUGGUAGUGGAUUGAUAUUUACAACGGGAGUAAUUUAUGGACUGAUGGCUUUGGGGAAAAAAGGAUCACGUCAGGAUAUGGCAGCAAUGGCGUCUCCACCUGCCUCUACUCCUCAAGCAGAUCACAACACUACUCUAAUGGAGGAUCCUGAUGUUUGGCGUCCCACCUAGAUGCACUAACUUUGGAGGGCAUCGCAAGAUGAGAUGCGGACCAACGCAGCUGUUGCGACUGCCUCACGGGACGGUCAGCCGUCAGGGCUGAAGUCUACACUUGUUGACGGUGCCCAGCCCAUGGGUCUCUCCGUACCUCCUGCUUUUGAUAGUGGCGUCUGACAUUUGUGAGUAGGCGUACUAAAAAUAGCAUCGUGUUAAUACUUAUUUAAUGCUGUUAUAGCUCCUGUGAUGUUUCUUUAUACCGUGUUAUGAAUCAGGUUGAUACAGUGACAGUGGUGUUUUGUUAGUCAAUACACUUUUUAUAUGUAAAUAUUCUUUCAGUCAUGUAAUGAUAUUGAUAUUUUGGUUAUAUUAUGUGUGUUGUCCUGGGUAUGAGUGUCAUUAGAAACCUGCAGUAGAUGGGACCUUAAUUCCAGUGGGGUGAUAAUUUAUGUGUAUACAUUUUUGGAUGAAUUCCAAAGCAACUCUAAAGCUUAUAGAUCUCUUUACGAUUGCACUAUUGUGAUUUGCUUCAUUCUCAUCUUAGAAUUUAUUUAUUUAUUCUUUGUGCUGCUAUGUAUGAAAAUGGAUUUAUUGAUUCAUUCCCUUGGCUGUUAUAUUUUGCCAAGAAUAUAAAAAAGAACUGAUGUUACAUUUGUUUGCCAAAUCUGAAGGGUUGUACUUGCCCUGUGUUAUGGAAAGAGUGUAGUUUGUAUGAUCUUUAUAUUCUUAUUGAACUAUGUUUGUUAUAUUGUGAAUGCAUAUCACGAACAACUUGCCUCUUUUAGAGGUAGAACUUUGUGACAGAUUUAGGAAUGGAGAAUAUAGAUAUCUUAUAUCAAGAGACAAUUGUUAUAUCAUUUAAAAUGUUGCCUUUUUUGUAACCACCAUUUUUUGUGAAGAAGCCUAUAAAAUAAGUGCUUUUGUCAUAAAUAAUACUAGAAAUAUAGAUUGAUAAGAAAAUGCAGGACAGUUGGGUGCCCUGUAGGCUGGUCAUCUCGACAAGUGUCCUUGGUUUCAGAGAAGAAUGUUCGGCUCCCCUGUGGUGCAGUAGAGGAGUGUUGCCACAUAGUGUAUCGGAAAGAUGAAAGUAUUGUUCAUUUACACUGCGGUUGUUACAUAUGAUGGUUGUAUUAGACCACCAGGAAUAAUUUCCUUAAUUAAAAAAAAUAAAAAAUUAUCAGUUGUUAUGGUUUCAGUACAUAUGCAAAUAGGGUUUGGAUGUGUGAGACAACUACUAGAAACGGAUAAUUGUUUUUUAAAAAAGUGGCACCAAAUGAUGUGGGCUCCAAUGCAAAGGGUGAAGCCAGUUGUAGUAGUUGUUUGAGUAGUAAUAUUUAACUUAGUCAAUUAAUUGGCUCACUGGCCACUACAUGUAUUGUAAGUGUAUCUGUUCAGUUUUGGGAACAUUACAGAAAAUCUGAAUGUGCUAGUUUUGCAGUUCCUAGUCUUGGUUUUCCAGUAUCAGACCAUGUCAACCAGUGUUGAUAUAUGUACUUACAGUUAUAGUGGAUUUUGAUGGUAAUUUAUGAGAACCCAGUACAAAAGAACCACGAGUAUUUGUGACAGCAGACUGCUGUAGCAGCUUGAUUAUUGAAAAUUUGUGUACAAAUUUAAAUGAAUGGAUUUGUUGAUUACUUUGAUUGAAGAGACAAAUGUCUUCAUCAUCCGCCACCAUUUUAGGCAUGUUAUAUUGUACUCCAAGCUUUAGUACCAGCACCAAGCUGCUAAUUGAUUCUUUGCUUAGAUUGGCAGUGGAGAUUUUUAUAUUGCAUUCCAAUUUUAAUUUUAGGAAUGGAAAAUUGGGUUCCUCAAUCUUCUAUAAAGAGAAUUUUUAGGUUUUAUAUUUGCUCAGAGCUGAUGAUUGAGAAGAAUUUCGUAUAUUUCAUAAUGUAUGCUUAAUUUCUGAAGGAUUUUGUAUAUCAAAAUUAAAGAACCAAAAUCAAUGUGUUCUGAUACAUUGUAUUUUUAGAUGGUUUUAAUGCACUGUUUGGUAUGCAAACUUUUAUUGAAAUUUACCAGUCAGGUACAGGUCUGGGAUUUGAGGAUAUGAAAUUGUUUCCACUGUAGCCAGCAUAAAUGAAGGUGCUGAUAUAUUUUGCUGUUGAGAGGAAUUUCCAUUGCCACAUGGUUGGGGGAGCGGAUGGGGGACCAAGCUGGUAACAAUGUCCCAGAGCUCAUGGUCAGGUUUUAAUUUAAAGCAGCGUUAAGGGUGUGGUGGCUUACAGGUAGUCUCUUCCUACGUCAAUAAGGAAAAUAUGCAUCUCUGCUUGUGAGUCUAUGCACUUUGUGAACUGUGAUGUCAAUAAGUGUUGCACAUACUCGCAUAAAGUAGUUUUCCAUGCAGCAAAACAGCAAUUGUAUAAAUGCUGAUCAUAGAGUUCAGAAGCAUCUCUUGUAUAUAUCUGUAUUUAAAUUGUGUAUCAUAUUUUCGUCAAGUCCUGUACAAUAUCCAUUUGACAUGCAAUCAGUCUGUGAGACUUGUGUGAAUGCUAUUUUAUGAAUGCAAUUUUGAAUGCAUUGCCUUGACUGAUGUCUCUUCAGCAACCUUACAGUUUCUCCUCUGAAUGUGAUGUUCAACACUGGAUACAUCUGUCCUGAUUGUGUCUCAUAGACUUGAUUCACAUUAUUUAAAAUCCACUCUCUUCCACUUGCAUCGACAGAUAUAAGUGUAUUCCGUGUAAGCAAGUCAUCCUGCCAUAUUGUCGAUGACUGUUGAGGAGCAUUAUUUUACGUGUAUGAAAAUUAAAUGUAGUUAUAUAUUAUUUUAAUGACCAUGUACUACAAUAUAUUAAUAAAUGUGUAGCUAAUGA
Molecule: messenger RNA, 3911 nt
Organism: Gryllus bimaculatus (two-spotted cricket)
Lineage: Eukaryota; Metazoa; Arthropoda; Insecta; Orthoptera; Gryllidae
Source: the annotation of a GenBank genome assembly